UGGUCUCAUUAUUCAGAGAUGGUGCAGUAAUGUCAUAAUGUGUGUCACUGCACAGGAUGCUCUGGCUCUGAUCAGAUUAGACGAGCUGUUUCUGGAAACGUUUGAAGUCACAGACGUUAAACCUCUGAAAGGAGAUCACUUAUCCAGAGCCAUCGGCAGGAUAGCAGGGAAAGGAGGAAAAACCAAGUUCACCAUUGAGAACGUGACCAAAACCAGGAUUGUGCUCGCAGACACGAAGGUUCAUAUUUUGGGAUCUUUCCAGAACAUCAAAAUGGCACGAACAGCGAUAUGCAACCUGAUUCUCGGAAGUCCUCCAUCAAAGGUGUAUGGCAACAUCCGGGCGGUGGCGAGCCGCGCAGCCGAGAGGUUUUAACACACAGCUCACGGACUGAUGCGGAAAUAACCGUUUACAUUAUUAGUGCCGUAUUAGCGUGACGAUACAGUGACUGAGCAGUGGAGCUUCACAUAAUAAACACUUCAUGAAUUGAAA
Sinocyclocheilus rhinocerous is the source of this 490-nucleotide messenger RNA. Its product is annotated as RNA-binding protein PNO1. The transcript is spliced from 4 exons. The record is from RefSeq and is a predicted model, not a curated record. Lineage: Eukaryota; Metazoa; Chordata; Actinopteri; Cypriniformes; Cyprinidae. Gene Ontology annotation, cellular component: nucleus. Bases 38 to 373 code for a protein of 111 amino acids. Gene Ontology annotation, molecular function: RNA binding.